AUGGCCGCUUGUAACUUUAGCGGAUUGAGAAGCAUUUCCAACCGUAUAUUUAUUAUAGGUCUGCCGGUGCUACUGCUAGUCCAACUACUGGUAAGUUUAACGGUGCCGCGCGCAUCCAGCGACGCGAGCGGUGACGAGCCUGCUUUUCUCGUUAUAAGCAUAGAGAAGAGUGGCGGCUCAGCGUCGUCUGAGGUUAGAAAAAGCGAGCGGGAGUUGGGUCUCUGGACUGACGAGCAGGACUCAAGACUGACAGGAUACCAGGACGAAAACGAGCUUGAAGGACGCCAGGCCACGGCUAGAGAGUUGAUACUGCAGCCAUGGGCAUCAGAACAUCCCUCGUUUUUUGCAGAGUUGCAGCGUCUCACCAAGUUCAUCACCACAACAGAGGUGAACUGCUCUGUGGUGCAGGAUUCAGAUGGAAAUCAAUCAACACACUCUUCUGGUCACUUAGAUGUUUUGUGCAUCAACCACUGGAAGGGCAAAUGGGGCUGUGUGGCCUACUCAUUCAGUCUGGAUGGGAAGGAUGCGGCAUUUUUAGACACAAUGUUGUAUGCGGGGUGUGAGGUUCAUCGGUUUGACCCCAGCGGUCGGGGGAGUCGAGAGCUUGCAUCUAUUAAGAAUCAUCGGGCUUGGUUAGACUGGAGAAAUCCACACCGUCAUGCAGGCCUCGUGGGUAAUGUACAACACAGGCUGCUUGACAUUAUGGACUCCCUGGGCCACACCAUGGUGGAUGUUCUGCGUAUGGAUUUGGAGAGCGCUGAAUGGCGCAUAUUAGAAAGCUGGAUUAAGGAUGGAACUCUCAGAAGGAUCAAUCAGCUCAUUCUGACCAUUCAUAUGCAGUGGGCGGGGUUUGAGGUGGGUGGUGCCGAAGAGGAGGUGGUGCGUUUCUGGUACAGUGUACUGAGAACCCUCCGCAUCUCAGGACUCCAACUCGUGCAUUCGGCACACGGCCCGGGACACAUAGUGCUGAGACACAAACUGGCCAACUCACACAGCUCAUACACACUCAGCUGGAUAAGGACAAGCGAGCAGCCCAGAUAGCCAACCGAAGAAUCACUGCAAAAGACACUUAGAUGCAGAAGCUAAACUCCAAUUCCAUGGAAAAGAUGACAGAUGUGUCUAAGAGUACUUUAAACUAAAACAGCAUAAUUUAAUGAGGCUGACGUGUUGAAUACAUACAAAUAUACAUCACAUUUCUAAGAGUUAAAGUUGCAUAUUAGUAUUAUUUUGUUUCUCUGCACAGGCUAAGACAUGCCGUCUAGUGGUUGUGAACGGUAUUGCAAUGAUUCAACUGCGUUUGUGCGCACAAUUAAAUCUGCUGUGAUAAUUUUUAACACGUUAAAUUAACGUAAUUUUUAUAAAACAGGGCUACGUGCAAUAUUUUACAAGUGCACUCUUUUAUAUGAA
This is a messenger RNA of Sinocyclocheilus grahami, 1407 nucleotides long. RefSeq names its product methyltransferase-like protein 24. The record is from RefSeq and is a predicted model, not a curated record. The coding region runs from base 1 to 1041 and encodes 346 amino acids. The transcript has 5 exons. Lineage: Eukaryota; Metazoa; Chordata; Actinopteri; Cypriniformes; Cyprinidae.